Molecule: messenger RNA, 1926 nt
Organism: Chondrus crispus (carragheen)
Lineage: Eukaryota; Rhodophyta; Florideophyceae; Gigartinales; Gigartinaceae
Exons: 1
Coding region: 1-1926 (641 amino acids)
Source: RefSeq, a predicted model, not a curated record
AUGAUCUUGGCACAUUGUUGCUUGUACGUUCGUCGCAAAAUCUGUGAGAUUCCUUUUCGCCCCCUCCUGCGCAACCCCCCUGACCAAUCCCCCUCCGCCAGCAGUGCUAACUGUAAAUACCCUCUCAUGACCUUCCGCCCAGAUCAUAACCACCCGCCUCCACAGAGCAUCUGCAUCCACGCCAUCACCGCCCUCCCCCCUCCCCCCUCGACGAUGCCGAAGCGCAACCUCUACAUCUUAGACCUUCACGCCGGCCGCAAGUACGUCGGCGUCACUACCGACGUUAAUCUCCGUUACGCCCUUCACGCUGCGGGAUGCGCGGGCGAGUGGACGCGCAGGUAUCCCCCGCUUUGCGUCAGACAUGUCAGUCCAGUCGACGAGGACCAGGAGAAGAGCUUGGAGAGGUUGGUCACCGUGCAGCUCAUCUACAAGCACGGAAUAAAUCGCGUAAGGGGAUCGGAAGUCAAGAAGGGGGGAUGUUAUCGCCCAGGUGACGCCCAGGACGUCGUCGCUUUGGUCAGAAAGGCCCUUGGAGUUGGAGAGGAUGCUGCUGCGAAGAGGGUAGCGCUCUUGUUUCGGAGGGAGAAGGACCCAGAAGUGGUAGAAGAGGGCACCGGGGACGCUGAUGAUGAUAUCAACCUUUUGACGGAUCAAGCAGCGAUCUUGAGCUUACAAGAUGCCAGUGGAGGGGAACAAACGAAAGGGGGGAUUGAUCCCAAGGGAAAGUGGGACGCUUUUGAUCGCCAAGGACGCCAGCUGUUGGAUACAAACAUUGCGCCCGGCCUCAGUCGCUACGCUUGCUGUGGCCAGUCGCGUACAUGUCAUCCGAAAAGUCCAUUUCGUUGUAGGAGAGUCGCCUCUUACCAAAGAAGUGAAGACGCUUAUGCUAAUCACAAGAUCGCUUGCAAUCAACAAGAAUCUCCGUAUGCGCAACACGAAACGCUUCGCAACGGCCAUGAAAGAGAAAAACGGAGUCCAGCCCCAUCACAUGACAACUUGUAUCGCUCCAAUCGAGCGAGCUCAUCGAGAGAACACGGACCUACCACUUCGCUCGAGUUCCACCGUAUGGACCGCAACGGUAGCUCGUCCUUGUCUAGAAUCCAACGACACGACCUAUCCAGUUAUGACUAUGGCUACCCUAGCUCGUCCAAGCAUAGCCCGCCCAGUGACUGGAUGGAUGCCAAUGACAGCAGUGAUACAAUAAGCACCGGUGGAGGUACCCAGGAUGGCGAGUGUGGCGAGCCCGACUUUCUUGAGGACGACCAUUUUUCACACUUUGGAGAGUUUGCAGAUCAGGGCAAUUUGUCGGAAGACGUAAUCUACUCGUCUGAUGACGAGAACUUUCACCAGGAGAAGGUCAAAUCUCCUCCGAGUGCAUCUUCAGAGGACGGUUUUUUUGAACACUCCGGUUAUGGCGAGCGGUAUUGUGCUGGUUAUGAUGUGCCGGGUGAUAGCGCCUGUGUGGAAAUUGGGGAGUCUAUGGGCAACAAUGACUUCCCUUUCAACAAUUCUGCCCCGGACGGCGACAUCACGUCGAUUAAGGAGGAGGAUGAGUUGUAUCUAGUGGAUCAAUUCCACAACGACGGGCGGCACACGGUGCGACGCUUGUACGAGGCACGAACCGGGAUUCGCGAGCAAGAGGAAAAGUCUGAAAAGAUCCAGAAUGGCAAAGAUAACCCCAACAGCGCCAGUGAGAAUAAGCACUCCUACUCUCAGGAGAAUGGCUUUAGUUACGUAACUGCCGGGGGGAGCAGAGAUCAAAAUAACGGCGCAGGGUCCAACCUGGAUGAUAUCGAUGACCAGGUAACCAAUGCGAGCCACCCCAAAGAAUCACCACAAGGCAAACAUGAAGGUGACUACGAGCUGUUUUCCGACAAUGAGCACUAUUCCGAGGACGAGCGUUACUCUCUGGAUGGCAGCUACUAG